Molecule: messenger RNA, 855 nt
Organism: Eimeria mitis
Lineage: Eukaryota; Apicomplexa; Conoidasida; Eucoccidiorida; Eimeriidae
Exons: 6
Coding region: 1-855 (284 amino acids)
Source: RefSeq, a predicted model, not a curated record
AUGCAUUUCGGGCUGCUGAUGAUCGCUGGCCUGCCUCUUGCCGUUUCAAAUACUUCGGAAAUUGCUCAGCGAUCCGGCAGAAUCCGAGCGGCUCACGAGGAAAACCUCCGACGUCUGAUAGAGAAUGAUGGAGAAUAUCCCAGAUUCGCGUUACCGGACUCGACAGCAAACAGCAAAGGCGAGGAACUGAAAUGUAAAGACCUCUUUAUCUUCAUUUCCUACGCUGUACUUCAUGCAUUCAAACACAAGUUCCUAGAGAAGAGUACAACGACUUCAAGCAAUCCGCUCACAACAGCAAUCGUCAACCAGUCAAAGAGAGAAGCGGACGUGCGGAGCUACGGCGUCCCUACCGACAAACUCACGUCUGCCUCGUCAGCUCUUCCCUCUUGGCCUGAGGAUAAAGAGCAGAGCAGCGGCAGCUCCUCCUGGGUGGAGCAGUUUCCCUCAAGUUUUGCAGCGUCGGCGCUGCAGCAGCUGACACCUCUACAGCAGCAGCAGCAACAGCAGCUACUGCAGCAGCAACUACUGCAGCAGCAGCUACAGCAGCAGCUACUGCAGCAGCAGCUCGCAAGCAUACCCCAGUCACUGGAAGUUUCUGCUCCUGGCUCCGCCUACGCGCAGAGCACGCCUACCGCGCAGGAGCUGAACUUCAGGCAGUACCCCGCAACUGCUGCGUAUCCUCUGCUUCCGUACAUACAGCCGACUGUACCUGCUGCAGCAUUUGCCUCGCAAGCGUUACAGCUGCAGCCAACAGAGGAACUCUGUGCAGUUGCCGUUGUGCUGUGCGCUGAAUAUGUGCAGCAGCUGACCCCCUUUUGUAUUUUUUUUUUCACAACAACAUUUUCGGUUUACUAG